AUGGUCCUCCACACCACCCCUUACACCAGUGCCUGUCUGCACUUCCUGGAUGGCUUAUCGUGGAGCUUGGUGUUCCCCUGCUACUGGCUCCUUGACCGGCUCCUGGCCUCAUGUGUAGCCACCUCGUUGGAGAAGCGCCAGCGCUCCCAGGACCCCUGCUCCUUCCUCACCCUGUGCGUCCUCAUCUCUGCACCCCUUUACUUGCUCCUCCUCCUCACCUCCCUGCCUUUUGCCCUUCUGGGCUUCAUCAUCUGGGCUCCUCUGCAGGCCGUCCGCCAACCCUACUUGUACACCUACCGCAGACCAGACAAACACCAGGCCGAGCAGGGCCAAGCAGGGGGCAUAGGUAAUGCCGAAUGGAGGCCACAGGGCAGAAGCUUCUGUUUCUGUAGUGCCAAUGUAUGCCUGCUGCCCGACUCCCUGGCCAGAUUCAACAACCUGUCAGACACCCACAGGAGAGCCCGUGAGGUGGGGAAGAGGAUCCGCAAUGGUGCCAGUCGGCCUCAAAUAAAAAUCUACGUCGACUCGCCUACCAACACUUCCAUCAGUGCGGUAUCCUUUAGCAGCCUUGCAACAGGUUUCCGUCGAACCUCCUCUCUGGACCAACGUCCAGAGCAAACACACAUCACAAAUGGUCCAGCCGACACUGAAACUGAACCCUUCACCGAGUGCCCAAUUCACCCCUCAGGUGCUGCCGACUGCCCUGUUCACCCUACUGCUGGAGAUCAGGGCUCCUCUGGAUGCCCGCUUCACACAGAUGAAUUAGACACGACGGCAGACUGCCAACUCCACUCUGCAGGGGCUAACAACAACUCUGACUGUCCCGUUCACACCUCAGGAGGGGCUUCAGACUGCCCCAUGCAUUCAACAGGGCAUCAGAAUGUCCCUGGCCAGGAUGAUUGUCCCUUACAUGGUGAAGGGACGCAGCCAAAAUCCUCCACAGACUGCCCACUUCACACCUCAGGUGUUCAAAUCAGCAUCAGCGCACCAGAGCCUGACCCUGAGGAGGAAGAGGCUGAGACAGGGAACCAUCGACCUGAGGAUCAGGGAGGAGGAGACACAAGCAGCAUGACUGCCUCCAGGGAGUCCCUUGCUCGUUACCAUGGAGGUGACUGUGGAGUAGGGAUAACCUCCAACAAUACUCUCUCUCAUGUUCCACGUACGUCAGUCUUUAAGCGCACAGGAAGAAAACGCCGCCAUGGGGAUGAGACGUUCGACCAUGACAUCUCUGCCUUUUUCCCUGCCAACUUGGAUUUCCUGGCUCUACAGGAAGUGUUUGACCAUGGAUCAACGACUAGACUGCGGAGGCAAUUGCAUCGCUACUUUCCCUAUGUGCUGAGUGAUGUUGGGCGAUACGGCUGGAAAGGCUGCUGCUCCAGGUUCAAAUUCCUGAACAGUGGGCUGAUGCUGGCCAGCCGCUACCCUAUUCUGGAUGCGCGAUACGAGUGCUACCCUAAUGGGAGAGGAGAGGAUGCACUGGCAGCCAAGGGGGCCCUGUUUGCCAAGGUUCACGUGGGCACCUCCCAUCAGGAGCAAAGGGUUGUGGGAUAUCUCACGUGUACACACCUCCAUGCCAUAGAAGGUGACUCCUCUGUACGAUGUGAGCAGCUGGACAUGGUGCUCCGGUGGGGGGCCGAGUUUCGUCAGUCCUCAUCCAAAUCGCCUGAAGGAGAGAAAGUGCUAGAGGACCUGGUGGCCUUUGAUGUCAUCCUGGGAGACCUCAACUUCGACAACUGCUCCUCGGAGGACAAGCUGGAGCAGCAGCACGCACUUUUUACCCAAUACAAGGACCCAUGUCGCCUGGGGCCAGGGGAGGACAAACCAUGGGCUCUGGGUACUCUACUGGAUCCCAGUGGCCUUUAUGACGAUGAGGUCAGCUCACCUGAAAGUUUACAAAAAGUGAUGGAGAACGAGGACGGGAGGAAGGAGUACAUGGUGUUCCCCCCCAGUAAGAGCCAGUGUCCCGCCAGCAGUCAGAAGGGGAGGAAGAUCCCACUGAAGGGCAAUGGACGCCGGAUUGACUACAUCCUCUACAGCGAUGAGUGCCUGCAGCAGGACUGGAAACUGGAUAUCGAGGAGUUCAGCUUUGUCACCCAGUUGGCUGGCCUCACCGACCACCUGUCUGUGGCUAUGAGAUUGGCUGUUUCAACUGGGGAGGAGGAGCCAUAG
This is a messenger RNA of Limanda limanda (common dab), 2169 nucleotides long. RefSeq names its product sphingomyelin phosphodiesterase 3 (gene smpd3). Bases 1 to 2169 code for a protein of 722 amino acids. Gene Ontology annotation, biological process: sphingomyelin metabolic process. Gene Ontology annotation, cellular component: extracellular region; cytoplasm. Gene Ontology annotation, molecular function: sphingomyelin phosphodiesterase activity. The transcript is spliced from 9 exons. Lineage: Eukaryota; Metazoa; Chordata; Actinopteri; Pleuronectiformes; Pleuronectidae. The record is from RefSeq and is a predicted model, not a curated record.